AUGGCGCCCGUCAUCCGGCCGUCAGCCUUCUUUUCCCGCACCAUGUGUCUCACACGACCCCUGCAAGUAAAACCCGACCUUGCAAUGGUCGUCGGGACGUUCACGUCCACUUGCACUUGCACGAGCAGGAGCUUCGAACAGGGGCACAAUCUUACAUACCUGAUACCCACAGAAAAGCAAGGAAACCAGCAAACCGCCGUCGUCCAAAUACAUCCGGCCAUAUCCCGCCCGCUCCCGUUUGCAAAGCUAGCAGAAACGAACCAACAUACGGCGUGGUGGGCCUUUCUUGCUUCAUACGGUGCGGAGCCCGGGGCCCUUACCCUACAAAACGUCGUUGAUACGGAUACUGAACAUCGCGCUGUCCUCUUUCGGACGCCGCGGCCUCGUCAAGAUUCAAGAAAAGAAGAACAUCAACCGAUGCCCCCACACCAUCGAAUCCAAUCCAUGGUUGUCUUGGUUCAAAGCUAUAAGUUUGGUGACACAGUCAAAACCAUUGUCGUUGAUGUAAUGGGGAGGAGAUGCCGAGUGGCGUCAACGAACAACAACGUUAAACAGCAUACGAUGGAGACCCAAAGAUAG
Colletotrichum destructivum is the source of this 579-nucleotide messenger RNA. RefSeq lists its product as uncharacterized. The transcript is spliced from 3 exons. Lineage: Eukaryota; Fungi; Ascomycota; Sordariomycetes; Glomerellales; Glomerellaceae. The coding region runs from base 1 to 579 and encodes 192 amino acids. The record is from RefSeq and is a predicted model, not a curated record.